This is a messenger RNA of Mobula hypostoma (lesser devil ray), 4901 nucleotides long. It is a transcript of the gene eef2kmt, whose product is annotated as eukaryotic elongation factor 2 lysine methyltransferase. The transcript is spliced from 8 exons. Lineage: Eukaryota; Metazoa; Chordata; Chondrichthyes; Myliobatiformes; Myliobatidae. Bases 3778 to 4872 code for a protein of 364 amino acids. The record is from RefSeq and is a predicted model, not a curated record.
GGUAGAGGAAGUAAACUUAAUACUGAGAAUUAUACAUAGUGGCUGAUUUGAAAGUAUUUAUUUACUAUGAAGCUCAUUUAAACAUAACAUGCUACACACAGUCCUACCUGUAUUUCAUAUAAUUGGCCAGCAGGAUAUGAUCAGUGGAUAAUUACUUUUUCUUUUUUCUUCUAAGUUGCAGUUGAAGUACCAGGCUGGUGUACUUAUGUACUGUUCAAAGAAAUGUUCAAAGGAUAUUUCUCUGGUGUCUUGGCCAAUUUUAAUCUUUUAACCAACAUGAUUUUUAAAAAAGUUUGUUUAUUUAAUUGCUUCUGCAGGGAUGAUUGUAUCUUUCUUAUGAACCCAGAAGAAAUGUGCUUUCUGAUUUACAAGAAAACAUAACAGAAGAAAUUUCACUUUUUUGGGUCAAUUUUUGGCAAAUUUUGUUUGGUGCUAAAGGAACUAAAUUUCAAAGUGGAGUAUAAGCAAUUGCUACUAAAUCAUACCUCUUCUUCAGCAGUCCCUCAGGAUUGAGGACGCUUGUUUCACUUCUGUCUUCUAGGUUCUGAGAGAGUUAAUGUGAUCAAUGUCAGAACCACAGACUCUUCCAUGGGACGGGCAAGUGGCAGGUUGGUAGUUUGCCAGAUGGAACUACCUACGCAUACCUAGGGCCACUGUGCAUGCUCUGUAUGGAUGACCUUGAACUUUUGAAUACCAUUCUGAAUGCUCCUCUUCUUUCAGUAGCCAUGGACCAGAGGUUUCCGAAAAUCUGAGAAUGUAUUGCGUUUCUUCAAGGAAGCUUUUAUUGUUGCGUGAGUGAGUCACUGGAGAAGAAGUACUAGUAGACAUGAAGCACUGUCUUUAUUCUGCAAAAUAUCACAAAUGAGCUGACAGCUUUUGAAGUCACGAGUUGGAAGAAAGAGAGAUACCCUUUCAAGGUCUGCUUGGUCAAGGACUCCAUAACACUUUAUAUGCUAAAGAUCAAAGAAAAAUUCAGGACAAUUCAAACAAAUCCAUAUUUACAAUGCUUCCUUUGAACCACAUGCAAACGUUUCAAAUCUCUGGAUCUUCACACUAUCACACCCAUAAUAAGUGUUAAUUACUGUCAUAUCCAUGCAAUGGGAUGUUGCUUAGACUCUGGCAUAUGUAGAUAAUCAACUAAGUGCCUGUUUCCUGGCACUAUGUCAACAAUUGCAUUGGUGCGGCUUCCUGCACACAUGCAGAGCUCGUCAAUUUCAUCAACUUUGCCUCCAACUUCCACCCUGCUCUCAAACUUACCUGGUCCAUUUCCUCCCCUUUCUUGAUCUCUCUGUCUGUCUCUGGAGACAGGUUAUCUACUGAUGCCUAUUAUAAACCAUUGACUCCCGCAUUUACCUGGACUAUACCUCUUCCUAUCCUAUUACUUGUAAAACCACCAUCUCCUUCUCUCAAUUCCCCCAUCUCUGCGGCAUCGGCUCUCAGGAUGAGGGUCUUCAGUCCAGAACAAAGGAGGUGGCUUCCUUCUUCAAAGAAAGGGGCUUCCCUUCCUCCACUAUCAACGGUGAACUCAACCACAUCUCUUCUGUUUCGUCAUUUUGUGUAAGUCUACCCUCAUUCCAUUGUCCUGCCAACCCACCAGGGAUAGAGUUCCUCUUGUCCUCACCUACUAUCCCACCAGCCUCCGUGUCUAGCACAUAACUCUCUGUAACUUCCAUCAUCUCCAAUAUGUUCCCACCAUUACGCACAUCUUCCCCCCCCCCCCCACUUUCUACUUUAACGUUUUCAUGGUUUAUUGUUUUACAACAUUGAACCACAGCGGAUUUAAUUUGGCUUUAUUGACACUGAUCAACAGAAAACAACUCUUUCAUGUCAAAGUGAAAACAGAUCUCUACAAAGUGAUCUAAAUUAACUCUAAAUAUAAAACACAAAAUAAUUGAUUGCAUAAGAUUUCACCCCAUUUAAUAUGACACACCGAAUCAUCACUGCUGCAGCCAAUUGGUUUUAGAAGUCACAUAAUUUGUUAAAUGGAGAUCACAUGUGCAGUCAAGGUGUUUCAACUGAUAGAAUUAAACACACCUGUACCUGGGAGGUCCAACUGCUGGGGAGUCAGUAUCCUGGCAAAAACUACACCAUGAAGACAAAAGAACACUCCAAGCAACUCUGCAAAAAGGUUAUUGAAAAGCACAAGUCGGGAGAUGGAUACAAGAAAAUUUCUAAGUCACUGAUUAUCCCUCGGAGGACAGUGAAGUCAAUCAUCUAGAAAUGGAAAGAAUAUGGCACAGCCGUAAAUCUGCCUAGAGCAGGCUGUCUUCAAAAACUGAGUGAUCGUGCAAGAAGGGGGCUAUUGAGGGAGGCCACCCAGAGACCUUGUGGCAUGUGGGUGACUCUGAAGUCAGCUGGAAGAUGACGCUAUGGUGUAAUGAAACCAAAAUUGAGCUUUUUGGCCAUCAGACUAAACACUAUGUUUGGCAAAGCCAAACACUGCACGUCAUCAAAAAUGCAGCAGGCCCUGGAAGGCUUGUGAAUUAGAGGGUAAAAUGAAUGCAGCAAAAUAUGGGGAAAUCCUGGAGGAAAACCUGAUGCAGUCUGCAAGAAAACUGAGACCUGGGAGAUGAGGCAGCAACUCUAGGAAGAGGUACAGUUGACGUUUUGGGCCGAGGCCCUUUGUCAGGACUAACUGAAAGAAGAGCUAGUAAGAGAUUUGAAAGUGGGAGGGAAAGAGGGCCUCGUUUGAAGAAUCGGAGAGAAGUUCUGUACCCCUGGGGCCCCAGGAGGUUCUUCAGAAGUCAAGCAGGGUGGAGAAAGAAGAAGUCUAAAAGAUAGUUCUGUGAGAAGUUUAAUGACCUCAUGUGCAUAGUCAAGUUAAAUUAAGAUAUCUUCAAAACUCAUCUUCCACAAACUUCACCAACCUUUGCUUCAUGCAAUAGACCCCAUUACUGAUUUACCCACCAUCUCAAUUAUCAGAUUUCAUCCCAACAUGAAUAUACCAAACAAAUCUCAACAUUAUUCCAAGUCUAAUAAUUACAUCUCAGAUUCUAUCCAGUUUGCACCAGGAGAUAGUUUCUUCCCAUAGAAUGCAGCUCUACAAAACCCUGGCAUUACUGUAAUAUCUGUGUUCAUGCCGUCAGGUUGGACGCUACCGAGAUGGAAAAUGAGGUGUUGUCCCGCACCUUGAGGGGCCUCGUUGUGGCAAAAGAGGAGGCCAUGGACCGACAUGUCAAAAUGGGGUUGGGAAUUAAAAUAUUUGGCCUCUGGGAAAUGUCGCUUGCAGCGGAUGGUUCGGUUAUGCUCGACGUAGAGUCUCACCAAUGUAGAGGAGCUCGGGAGUGGCGGACACAAUAGGCUACCCCAGCAGAUUCGCGGGUAAAGUGUUGCCUCAGUCUGGCUUCCUGAAUGGGCAGGUGUAGCAGUUAGUCCGCUUGCUGGGAGGGUCGAACGGACAAGAGAAUCACGCAGGGAGCGAUCCCUGCGGAAAGGGGAUAGGAGGGAGGGUGGGGGUAAAGAUAUGUUUCGAGAUAAGAAAACCCUCGGGAGAUGGCGUAAGUUGCGGAGGAUAACGCGUGUUGGGUGCGAAGUUUCAGUGGAAAAUAGGUUGUCCCUUAAUAUCAACGCAUACAACAUUCUGGAGGAGCUCAGUAGGUCAAGCAGCAUCUAUGGAGGAAAAUGAGGAGUUGACAUUUCAGGCCGAGACCCUUCGUCAAGAUUGCGUCCUCAACGCUGCCCGCCGAGGAGGGUGACCCGGAAACGCUGCCGGGGCCGGGGCCGGGGCCAGCUGCAUGACCCGGAAACGCUGCCGGCCAGUGACACUGCGGGUGGACCAUGGUGUCGAGUGGCCCGUGGUGUCUGGUGGUCCGUGAUGAUGGCCCCGAGUGGCGGCAGCAGGAGGAGGGACGUUUCCUUCUCAAUUUCCAGCGGUUGUUUUUCGCUAUGUGCCGGCCGGACAGCUUCCCCAUGGCGGAGCUUGAAGACAGGUUGAGGAAUAACCGAAAUCCUACUUUAUUGCACCAGAUUUUGCGGCAGACAGUACUGCAUCCUCUUUGCAAAAAAUAUCCUCCAUCGGUGAAGUACAGAAGAUUUUUUCUAUCUGAGCUGAUUAAAAAGCAUGAAGCAACAGGUGCUGAGUCUCUGGAUGAUUUGUAUAAUGCACUGGGUGAAGUACUGAGGUCAGAAGAUUCACCAAUAUGUUACAAGAACUACUUUUUGUUGUCAGGAGAGAACAUUACACUUGCUGAAAAGGUGGCAAUGAUCUCUGAAGGAACUACUGGUCUGGUCACGUGGGAAGCUGCGUUGUACUUUGCAGAAUGGGCCAUGGAAAACCCUGAAGUGUUUAAUUGCAGGACCGUUUUGGAGUUGGGUAGUGGAAUUGGUCUCACAGGAAUUGCCAUUUGCAAGACUUGCAACCUGAAACGGUACACCUUCAGUGACUACCAUUCUAAUGUACUUAAGCAACUCAGGAAGAAUAUUAUUAGAAACAAUCUGCAGAUAGAUUCUGGCAUCUGGAAUACAAAAGACUGUGAAGUGGAAGUCGACAGUAACAAUGGAUCUGAAGAAAUCCAAAGACCAAAAGUUGCCAUUGUUCGGUUGGAUUGGGGAGCAAUUACACAAGAACAGGCCUCAGAGCUUCAGUCGGAUAUUAUUAUUGCAACAGAUAUAAUUUAUGAUCCUGAGGUCGUCCUCUGCUUAGUUUCUGCACUGGAGAACCUUCUUGUUGCUACAACUAGUGGAAAGAUGAAAACAAGUACUGUUGUAUAUUUGGCAUCCACCAUACGUAAUCCAGAGACAUAUCACCAAUUCAAAGUGGAACUAGGUAAAAUUGGAAUUAAGUAUCAAACGAUGAAAGGACCUGCUACAGAGCUGUUUCCAUAUAACAGAUGUACAAAAAUAGAGUUGCUUAAAUUAUAUUAUGGAACUUAAUGUCCAAAAUGCUGGAAACAAAAUUAAAU